UUGCAUCUCUCUCUCUCUCUCUCUCCAUUCUCUCUUCGUCGUCCAAAUUAUACAUUCAUGGAGACUCCUGAAAGUCAUGGAACCCAACCCACAUUGCCAAGAAGAGAGAAGAUGAGAACCAAACAAGAACCUGAGAGGACUGAGAUGGGCCACAUACUCCAUCAUCAGUCCUCCAAUGGCCCCCACCGGAGAAGACGUUCCAAGAUUCAACAGAGGCUUGGAAGAAAGAAAAGGAGCAACAGUUCCAUCAAGUCCAAGCUUCACAGGAAUGUCUUCUGCACAGGAGAAUGCGAUGAAGACAAGGUUGGGAUUCAGAGGAGGAUCACCACCCUUCAGAGGAUUGUUCCUGGAGGUGAGUCACUUGGGGUAGAGAAGCUGUUUGAAAAGACAGCUUGUUACAUUUUGUCUCUGCAAUGCCAGGUUAACGCCAUGAAAAUUCUGGCAAGCUUUUUUGAAGGCUUGGAGAAAGAAAACAACAAGUUUGGAGGCUAAACCACCAUCACCAUCACCACCAUUAUUGUUUCAUUGCCUUUUCUCUCCUUUUAAACUCAAACUCAAUUGUUAAAUUCUGAUAUUUUCUUCUUCUUUUUUCCUUUUGUUAAUCUUUAAAUGGGUUGUUUUUUUUUGGCCUUCCCUAUGAAAGAAGAUGAGAGAUUAGUUAUGCUUAAUUUGUUGAUUUUUAUUUUUUUUUUCUCUCCUUUUUUUAUUUUGGAACCAGGAAAUCUAAUUAAUUAUGUGAAGAUAUACUAAACAUAGUAUCUUGUCCAUUAUAUCUUGGGGUGUUUUUGUAAAUUUGUAGCUCAUUUCUCUUGAAUUCUUGAUCAAUACAUGGACGGAUGGACCUACCUCAGAAAUGGCCUAAAGGAAGAUCCAUGAAUGCUUGAUCUGUUGUUUCUCUUGGAUUUUUAGGGGCUUGAGCAAGAAGACAGGGAAAAAGGAAAAUAGUUUUUAUUUUUUUCCUUUUUGGUGGAGAGAAGAAGGAAUUAAUGAAGGAUAUACAUCAACUUUCCUUUGGUGGGUUCCUCUGGUAAGCUGGUUACUGGUUAAAGCCAUAUCUUUAUGCCUUUUUACUUACUGGUUUAGAUGAAUUUCCAUUUUGUGAGGGCUGGUGAAAGUUAAAUCAAAUUGAUUUUUGGUUCAUGUAUUGGUAGCCUAAGGUGCAACAUUCUAUACUGAUAUGAUGACCUGGAGUCUACUCAUCCCCCGUGUAUAUAUGGUUUUACAGUAGAUAGCUAGCAUGGAGAGAGAGAGAGAGAUUGUUUUGGCCAAAUGUACCAAAUUGGCAAUUUGGGUCAAUUCAGGUCAGGUAGCAAAACAGAGUGGUGAAGUGCAGUGAUUGGCUAAAGUGAGUAUCUUUAGGGGCAUUUGGGUCAUUACACCCAUAGUUUGAUUUAUCAAAAUGCCUUUGAAAUUUUUAGUGAAGCUACUUCUUGGUGGAUCCACCUAUUGGAGGAAUCUUGUAGCCAAUCUGGAAUGGCUAUGUGUCUACUUUUGCGGUCCGCAUCAUCCCUAUGUCCCUCCUUGUACUGAAGUAAGGCCAAAUUAUGAUGUAAUCCAUCUCAAUUUUCAAUUAAGAGUCUGUUUGGGAGAGCUUCUGCA
Molecule: messenger RNA, 1599 nt
Organism: Nelumbo nucifera (sacred lotus)
Lineage: Eukaryota; Viridiplantae; Streptophyta; Magnoliopsida; Proteales; Nelumbonaceae
Biological process (GO): regulation of DNA-templated transcription
Source: RefSeq, a predicted model, not a curated record